AUGGCCGGACCUGGAGGUGGACCCCCUCGUAGGAGUCAUACCAAAUCUCGAAAGGGUUGUGAAACCUGCAAACGUAGACACAUUCGUUGCGAUGAGAACUUUCCUCAAUGUCGAAACUGUACGAAACACAACUGCCGCUGUCCAUACAUGGACAUGCCAGUACAGGAGGAGCGAGCUGCAACCCCCGAGAAAGCAGACUUGUUAUGGACCCCAGAAAUCGAAGCAGAUAUCGAGCGUUGGCAACAGACUGGGAACUUCCCCUUCCCUGAUCUGUAUAUCUAUCCGGCUCCCAACCCUCAGUAUUUCACUUUUGAAGACCUCCGUCUCAUCCAUCAUGUGGCUUCCGUUUCCAGUGAGCUCAGUAUCCAUGAUGCCGGCAAUUUCACCAUCUGGACUCGACAAAUUCCACUCUUGCUUAAGAUUGGCUCGAGCUAUCCUUUCGUCAUGCAUGCUUUACUUGCAUUGUCUGCCACUCAUUUAGCUUGGUUGACAGACUGCCCCCUCACGGCAAAUAUGGCAUACAUACAUCGUGGUAUUGCUCUCAAAGGCUUGCACGAAGCUAUCGGAGAAUUUUCGAGACAAAAUUCAGAUGCUGUUUUGGGUGCUUCUCUCCUCCUUUCCUGGCAAGCAACGGAAUGGCGUGGUUGGACCCAGCUGAUGCAUGGGACUUCAUCUGUCAUCGACGCUAUGCAACCAUGGAAAAUGGAAUCUCAAUUCGGCGAUUUUAUUGCAGAGCAAAGUACGUUCCCAACCGCGCCGCCAUCUCCAGCACCCGGCCAGAAAAAACUUAGUCAACCGCGCAAGCAAGACUUGGACGCGUUGCAACGCGCUUACGCUCAACUUCAAAAGGUGGAAGUCCAUCUCAAGAAUAAUGGCGAAGAUACCAAAGCUAUCCAACAGCUCAUGAGUUUUGUUCGAGGUGUCCGGAAGGUGUCCCCAUCCCACACCGCGGCUCAGCGAUUCGAAAUGCUCAAUCCACUUCGAGCUUGGUUGUUUUGGCUACCGGUAAUGUUUUUGCAGCAAACACGAGGAUCUCCUUCGGCAUUGGUUAUCCUUGCUCAUUAUUAUACCAUUGCUUUGGUCGUGGAACCUCUUUUCCCUGAAGUUGGAGCAGCAUACUUCGGAAGUCUUUCAUUGGGUCCCAUUGAGGAAAUCGCUCGCCGAUUGUUCUCGAUCAAUGUUUCCCAAACUUCUGAUUCCAAUAUGCAAACUCCUCUUCACCUCAUGGAGUAUCCCAUUGAUAUGGUUUCAAAAUUCCGAAGUCGCAUGGGUUGGGUUCAGCCAGAACGUACGGCAUCAUUCCCAACAUUCUCACACAACAGCUAUAGCAUGGAGGACAAUUUUAACACCAUCUCUCCAUAUGGGAACCCGGCUUUCACAUACAGCCAAGAACAUAUCAUGACCAUGCCUUCCGAUCCAAUCUCUGCUGCAGCCAUUCCUCCAUUGACUCUCGAUCCAUACGCGACUCACUACUUGGGAAUUCCAUCGCCUAGCGGGUUUGGGGGAUAUCAUAGCCCGGCAUCUUCGAAUUUUGGGGAAGGUUCUAUUGUCUACAGCGAACAUGGGGAAGAUUUCGCUCUUUAUGAAGGGCAGGGCUCCGGCUCCAAUUUCGGCGGGUUUGUGCUUCCGACCGUGUGGAUAUAG
Messenger RNA from Sclerotinia sclerotiorum 1980 UF-70, 1644 nucleotides. RefSeq lists its product as hypothetical. The record is from RefSeq and is a predicted model, not a curated record. Gene Ontology annotation, molecular function: DNA-binding transcription factor activity, RNA polymerase II-specific; zinc ion binding. The coding region runs from base 1 to 1644 and encodes 547 amino acids. Gene Ontology annotation, biological process: regulation of transcription by RNA polymerase II. Lineage: Eukaryota; Fungi; Ascomycota; Leotiomycetes; Helotiales; Sclerotiniaceae. The transcript is spliced from 6 exons.